This is a messenger RNA of Vitis vinifera (wine grape), 3625 nucleotides long. RefSeq names its product myosin-binding protein 1. The record is from RefSeq and is a predicted model, not a curated record. NCBI's taxonomy places the organism in Eukaryota, Viridiplantae, Streptophyta, Magnoliopsida, Vitales, Vitaceae. Bases 465 to 3107 code for a protein of 880 amino acids. Gene Ontology annotation, molecular function: myosin binding. The transcript is spliced from 5 exons.
AAGAAAAAGAAAAAGAAAAUAUAAGAAAAAGAGAAAGAAAAAAUGGAGAGAAUCUGGGAAUCUUUCUGGGUACAUUAAUUUGAUGGAAGUGGGGAAGCUUCUUCUUUAUGGGGGGGUACUUUCGGCAUUUGUCGGUUAUGAUCUGCAGCCGACUUUUUGGCAUUUGUCGGCGUAUUAAACUUUUUAUAUUUUAUGUUUUUCUGGGUUCACCUUUGAAUCUGAAAACAACGUGGGCGGAUCAGUUGGAAAUAUUCAACUUUCGGUCUUUUGUUUUUGUCUUCAAUUUGAGGACGGGUCAGUUUGAUUGGACCAUCAUCGCUGAAUCAUUCGUUGCUCUUGUUGUUGGCCAUCUCACAUGAACAGUGUUGAUAUUUUCCAUUGAUGGUUUUAGGAAGACUGGACACUAUUCUGUUUCGGGCAGUCGAUUUCUUGCUGUGAACUUACUCUACUAAUCUUGCCAGGGCAUGGCUACAAUGGGGAUUUCACCUGUUAAAUCUCAGAAUGUUUCCCAGGGUUUUACAACAGUCUUGACAUCAGCUUUUUUUGAAUGGUUGCUUAUGUUUAUGUUGUUCAUUGAUGGCAUAUUCUCAUACUUGGUCACUAAAUUUGCCCGUAGUUGUGAAUUGCAAGCACCAUGCCUGCUAUGCUCGAGACUUGAUCGUGUUCUAGGCAAGGAAAAACUUGGCUUUUAUUGGGAUUUGAUUUGCCAUAAUCAUAAGUUGGAGAUCUCCUCUUUAGUUCUUUGUUAUACUCAUAAAAAGCUAGUCAAUGGUCGUGGAAUGUGUGAAAAUUGCCUCUUCUCAUUUGCCACAAUAAAUAAAUAUAAUGCUGAGACAUACAGAUUAUUGGUGGGUAAAUUGGGAGAGGACACUAACUCGGUUCUUGAUCAUGACCCAAUACUUGAGGAGUAUAAGCCUUCUUCUUCAAGCACAAGGCAUUGUUCUUGUUGCAGCAAGCCAUACAUUCCUAGUGAGUCUGACAAAAGAUUGUUUCAGACCAAAUCAAUUGAGUCUGAGGCUGCUGAGCUUGACCUGUCUUUAUCAGGUGCUGUUGAACAUAGUCAUGAAGGUCUGAAAAAGAAACAAUACAUACCGUCUGGAUCAGUUGGAGCUCCUCAACUGGGAAGUAAGCGCCUUGAUCCUUUAUCUCAUAUAGGAUAUACAGAACUCAAGAUUACUUCUGAUUCUGAAUCUGAGAUCCUACUUUCUGAUGAUGAUGAUGCAAAUACCAUACCAUGUGAAACCAAUCAACCCAAGGAAGAUGUCACAGUUCAUUCUUUAUUACCAGAGCCACGUGUUAUUACCCUUGCUGAUGAUUUGGCCACUGAGAAACUGAUAAUUCCAGCUUUUGUAUCUGAGCCUUCAGAUGCAAUGCCACAGGUGCGAUCAAAUGCUAUCAAGCUCAAUGGGACUGCUUCUGAAGCACCUACUGCUGCUAUUGGGCAUGGCUUGGAGGAGCUUGAUUGGCAGAAGCUUGAACACAAAGUUGAUCCUUCUGUAUUACCAGCGCUUACUCACACGGAUGAUACUCCUGCAUCAUUCAAUUCCGUAGAAACCCCUGUUGAAUUAUCAAAACAAGUCUUAGAUGAUGCCGAAGCUAGUGAAGUUCCACAAACAUCUGUGGCUGAAAAAGGGGAAAUCUCUAAGACAGGAAGUGGGCCAAUUACAGGUGGUGUAAUAGGUUCAGAAAUUAAUCCCAUGUUAGUUGAUACUGUUCAUCAAAUGCCCAAUUCUUUGGAUCUUGGUGAUGCUUAUAGGCUAGCUGUAAGUAAUAGAGGAAGACAAUCAUCUGGUAUUCUUGCAGACCAGCGCACUGGGAAAGAUUCUGCAAAAGUUAGUGGAGAGUUCAAGGUCUUGCUAUCACAAAUGUCUGCCACUCGAGGGUUUGAGUUACCACUAAAUGAUAUAAGUCCUAGAGUAUCUGGAAAUGUUGAUGACUUGAAAACCUUUGAUUCUUCUACCCCUACUGGAUUGCAUAUACUUCAAAAGAGGAUCUCACUUGAAAGAAACGAAUCUGGCUUAUCUUUGGAUGGAAGCAUUGUCAGUGAAAUAGAAGGUGAAAGCAUGGUUGAUCGGUUAAAGCGUCAAGUUGAGCAUGACAGGAAAACCAUCAUUGCUUUGUAUAAGGAGUUGGAUGAAGAAAGAAAUGCUUCUGCAAUUUCUGCAAAUCAGGCAAUGGCCAUGAUUACCAGACUCCAGGAGGAGAAGGCAGCGCUCCAUAUGGAAGCAUUGCAAUACUUAAGAAUGAUGGAAGAGCAGUCUGAGUAUGACAUGGAAGCACUGCAAAAGACAAAUGACCUUCUUACGGAAAAGGAGAAAGAGAUGCAAGAUCUAGAAGCUGAGCUUGAAUUUUAUAGGAAGAAAUUCCCAGAUGAAACAAUGUUGGAGAAUACAUUGCAGCCAACUUGUGAUCCAAAAAUAGAAGACGUUAGAAUGGAGCAUUCAGAUGCAAGCUGUGUUGGAAAUGAUGUUGAUGUUCCUAGCAAUGUGGUUAUGGUGAAACCUAAAAUCUGUGAUAAUGUUGAAAGAAAAGAAAUGUCCUUUAAUGAUAAACAUAUGAGUAUUAUGAAGAAUUCAUUGUUAGAGAUUGAAGAGGAAAGGUUAUACAUUUCAGAGUGUUUGAAGAUAUUGGAGGUGAAGCUUCGUCUCUUCUCUAAUGAUGGGGCAUGCUCAAACUUGGCUAAUGGUGAAUAUUCUGGAAAUGGAGUAAGUGACUCAAAAGAGCUCAACCAUAAAGAGGGGUCUCAAGAAGAUGGUGGAAUGGAAGAGACUGAUUUGCCUGUGCAAAACGACAUUUCUGUAUCUAGAGGAAGUCCACAUGCUGGAGGAAGUUUUGCCUUGUCACAGAAUUCUCAGUUUGUUGGCAAGGAAUCAGGCCAAAGCUCCUCCAUAUUUUGUAGAGAGAAUGAUCUAAUUGCUCUUGGAAAUGAGAUUUCUCAUCUAAAUGAUCGGUUGGAAUCACUCGAGGCAGACCGUGAUUUUCUUGAGCACUCCGUCAACUCGCUCAGAAAUGGAGAUGAGGGACUUCAAUUCAUUCAACAGAUAGCUUCUGAUCUGCAAGAAUUGCGGAAAAUUGGGAUACGAAGAAGAAAUCAAACUGUUUCUUGAGGCUUUAUGCCAUACCCUGCAAAGAUGCCAUGGGAAAAGACGUGUUGAUACUCCAAAGAGCCAGGCAGCUACCAUCAGUCAAUACCUUGGUACAAAACUGGCAUAACCUCUGUACAGUAUCGUGAGCUUGUUUCUCCCAAGACAUAGAAUAGCUUAGAUUUGACGCCGUAUGAUGUUUGGUUUGUUUCUUUUCCAAUCUCUCUUCUUUGGGCUUGCUUCAUUGCUUAGAAUAUUUUGGUUUGUAGCUUGAUAAUGGUAGCAGUUGGUGAGGCUUUGGUUUUUUUUUUCCUUUUUUGAGAAUGGAGAUGGGGCUUUUGUCUUUGCUUUUUUUCUGGUUUUGGAUUGCAGGAGUGGAUGAGUGAUGCAUUUUUUUUUGAGGGUCCAAGGGGGGUUGAUUUUGUGUGUAAAGUGAAAACUAUACUAUUAUUUAAGAGGGUAGACUUCAAUUGGUCUGACCUGUUGCUGCUGACUCUAUUGUACAUUGAAACAGAUAAAUGAUUUUACUCUGGAUUGCUGAA